Molecule: messenger RNA, 642 nt
Organism: Rhagoletis zephyria (snowberry fruit fly)
Lineage: Eukaryota; Metazoa; Arthropoda; Insecta; Diptera; Tephritidae
Source: RefSeq, a predicted model, not a curated record
AGCAAGAACAACAAGAUGAUGCAGUACCUCGGCUACCGCAUGAGGGUAAUUUUGCAGGACAGUCGCACGUUCAUUGGCACAUUCAAAGCGUUCGACAAGCACAUGAACAUCAUUCUCUCAGAAUGUGAAGAGUUUCGAAAGAUCAAGGGCAAGGGAACCAAGGGAAUUGAGCGUGAAGAGAAGCGAGUACUGGGCUUUGUUUUGCUGCGAGGGCAAAACAUUGUCUCGCUGACGGUUGAAGGACCUCCGCCGCCUGAUGAAGGCAUCUCCCGGGUGCCCCUUGCAGGAACCAUUCCUGGUCCUGGCCUGGGCCGUGCCGCUGGCCGAGGCUUGCCUGCAGUGGCUGUCCCGCCCAUUGUUGGCGCUCCGCCGGGCUUACAAGGCCCUGUUCGUGGCGUCGGUGGACCAGCUCCCGCCGCCAUGGCUCCACAAGGUCGAGGUCUUCCGCCUGCACCUCCAGGCAUGCGACCAGGAAUGCCACCGCCCGGUCUCGGACUUCCUCCAGGUAUGCCUCCGCCGCCACCAGGCAUGCCAAUGGGUCGUGGAAUGCCUCCAGGAGCUCCGCCGAUGGUUCCUCCGCCCGGGAUCAGACCGCCUCCUCCGCCAGGCAUGAUGCGUCCUCCGCCUCACCCACCUAUGUAA